Molecule: messenger RNA, 2151 nt
Organism: Solanum tuberosum (potato)
Lineage: Eukaryota; Viridiplantae; Streptophyta; Magnoliopsida; Solanales; Solanaceae
Product: ankyrin repeat-containing protein At5g02620-like
Exons: 3
Coding region: 399-2132 (577 amino acids)
Cellular component (GO): plasma membrane
Molecular function (GO): protein binding
Source: RefSeq, a predicted model, not a curated record
CAGGGUACCAUUUUAUUUUCAGAAUGCCCUUCUCUUACUUGAUUCAGAUUGCUGCUCUUAUUUUUGGAUGUUAUGCGUAAUUUCUUUUGGUACAUUAGAAAGAAAAAUAAAAAAUUUAAAGUUGUUCAUAAGCAAUAUGCUUAAGUUGGAAACUUUAUGUUCUUAAUUAAGUGCAUGAAUCCAGAGUAUUACAGAGCCUCUUCAUGAUUGUGAUUCUCCACAAACAAGUAGUUUUUGGAUAUGCGCUUUAUACGUGUACUUGAACGAGUAUGUAAGUUUUAAAAAAAUUGGAUAAAUGCAAUGCUUUUGACUUAAUCAUUUGUCUAACAUUGUUUGGUUGGGCACAGAAUUUGAGAAAUAAGAAGACUUUUGUGACACCUUGGAUAUAUCCACACAUAAUGGAUCUAAACAUGUACUAUGCUGCAAUGAAAGGGAUUAUGGAAAAUGGUGAUUUUUCACUUGUUGAUCAUCUGAAAAGGGAGGAAUUAGAAAAUGGUUACCAAGUCACUUCAAAGGGAAACACAAUCCUCCAUGUGGCAGCUCUCUUUGGCCAACGAGGUUUCGUGGGAGAAGUCCUUAAGAUUACCCCGGCAUUAUUAUGCUAUAAGAAUAAGAAAAAUGAAACUGCGCUUCACAUUGCAGCUGAUGCAGGACAAAGUGAAGUGGUGAGUGAGCUACUUAGCGUAGAAGGAAAAGAGACACUUGUGAGGAUGACGGAUGACAUUGGAGAUACGGCGUUGCACAAGGCUAUGAGAGGUGGACACAUUGACAUUGUCAGGAUGUUGGUGAAAUUAUUACUAGAUCCUGAACACGACUUCCCAGCCAAUAAGGCAGGGGAGACACCACUUUAUUUGGCAGCAGAGUCUGGUUUUCAUGAUGCUUUGAUUGAAAUCUUGAACGUUUGCAAAGAACCAACUUAUGUUGCAGGUCCAUCCAAUCGAACACCUCUACAUGCAGCUGUAAUUCAAGAACACACGGAAUGCGCGAGAUCACUAUGGCAAUGGAAUAAACCUUUAUGCGAAGAACCUGAUAAAUGGGGUUGGAAUUCACUGCACUAUGCUGUUAAACAAGGAUUGAAAGAAAUAGUUUCCGAUAUGUUGGGAUGGAAGAAAUCUUUAGCCUACCUUCUGGCAGGCAGUGAAAAUGACUGGACGACAACGUUUCACAUUGCAGCUAGUGAAGAUGAUGUGUUCAUGAUAUUUCAGUUAUUAAGCCACUGCCCAGAUUGUUGGGAAAUGCUUAAUAGCAAUGGCCAAAAUGCUCUUCAUGUUGCCAUAUUGAACGAUCGUAAAGUGUUGGUCGAGCUGUUACUUGACUUGGAAUUUUUUAAUAGCCUUGUUGAUGAGGCAGAUAAUGAAGGCAAUACUCCACUCCAUUUGCUUGCUGCCUCUAGGGACCAUGUGCCGCAAAUAAUAUUAAACCAUCCUAGAGCAAAGAAGAUGGCAUUUAACAAACAAAAUCAGACUCCACUUGACAUAGUAAUGUCUCGUACACGGACAAUAACGAAGGUGAAAUUGGCAUUCGAUUUGUGCGGCAUUAAUGCACGAUUGGGACAACGUUGUGACUUUGAGGUAAUACGUCAAACAAAGGAAUUGAGUAUGACAAAACUACUACUAGGGACGGUGAAGGAUGAUGAUGAUGAAGCCAAAGAUAAGAAAGAAAAACUAGAAAUCGAAAAAAUUAUGAAGUCAACUGAAAUACAAGUAGUUGUAGCUACUCUAAUAAUGACAGUCUCGUUCACAGCUGGUUUUACAUUGCCAGGAGGUUUAGACGACAACGAUGACAGUCCUAAUAAAGGGAUGGCGACUCUAAUAAAGAAAACAGCAUUCCGUGCAUUUGCUAUUUCGGAUGUCCUGGCAUUUACAUUCUCAGCUAGUGCUAUAUGCAGCUACUUUACCAUGGCAAAUAGAUAUCGAGGCUACAAUGAAGAUACUAACGUUCGAGUUUUGAGGAUGAAGUAUCGUAUAGCAAAUGUUUUGCAACUUUUGGCAUUGUAUGCAGCUGUAGUUGCAUUUGCAACUGGUAUGUAUGCUACUUUAGAAAAUUCACAUGCUCUUGCUGUUACUGUUUGUGUCAUUUCUUCCACUUUUUUUCUUAUCUUCUAUUGGACUAGUAUUCGUAGUAAAGACUAAUUAAUUCGAUCACAUGUAA